This is a messenger RNA of Anopheles arabiensis, 1431 nucleotides long. RefSeq lists its product as uncharacterized. Gene Ontology annotation, biological process: DNA integration. The transcript is spliced from 2 exons. NCBI's taxonomy places the organism in Eukaryota, Metazoa, Arthropoda, Insecta, Diptera, Culicidae. The coding region runs from base 1 to 1431 and encodes 476 amino acids. The record is from RefSeq and is a predicted model, not a curated record. Gene Ontology annotation, molecular function: nucleic acid binding.
AUGGUACGCAUCAUUGCAUACUGCAUACGGUUUGUGCGCAACACCAAGCAGAAGGCGCGAUCACAGCGACCGAUACCGCACACCAAUGCAUCCAAGACGAUCACGCCCAAGUACGUGGAUGCUGCAAAAACUGUGCUUUGCAGACUAGCCCAGCAAGAUGCAUUUUCCGCGGAAAUCAAGCAGCUAAAAAAGGGAGAAGCAUUGAUGAAACAAUCACCUUUACGAAAACUUACCCCAUUCCUGGACACAGAAGAAGUAAUACGGGUGGGAGGACGAUUGAUCUUGUCGCAACUACCGUAUCAGUCCAAGCAUCCAGCUGUUCUACCGAAGAACCACAAAUUCACUCGUCUACUUGCGGAAGAUUAUCAUGAAGAGAUGAAACAUGCUAGUGGAAGGCUAUUGCUAUCCCGCAUUAGAGAGCUGUAUUGGCCACUGGACGGACGUCGCUUGGUAAAAAGCAUUGCAAGGAACUGCUUCCGCUGUGUUCGGCAAGAUCCCGCACUCGCACGGCAGCCGGUUGGCCAGCUUCCACCAUCCCGCAUCACACCGAGCCGACCGUUUUCUGUAACCGGAGUGGACUACGCCGGUCCAUUCUAUUUGAAGCCAGCGCACCGGAAGGCAGCAGCUACUAAGAGCUAUCUGAGACCUCGCAACGGCGGGAUUCUUAACAGCGCUACGCCGAUUCACAUCACGACGCGGAUCCAUUCUGAUAAUGGGAAAAACUUCGAAGGCGCAGAACGUGAACUGAAGAAGCUUUUUGAGCUGUUCAACGACGAACAACACCGCAACACCGUGGCUACCAGAUGCGCUGACCGGGGAAUCACUUGGCAUUUCAACCCACCAAAGGCUCCACACUUCGGCGGAUUAUGGGAAGCAGCAGUAAAGACGGCGAAGCGACACCUCUAUCGUCACCUGGGCAAUACGCGGCUGUCAUACGAAGGCUACUGCACUGUGCUCCACCAAAUCGAGGCAGCGAUGAAUUCCCGUACGCUGUUGCCUUUGUCCGACGAUCCCAACGAGCUAGCUGCACUCACACCGGCACACUUCCUUAUUGGCACAUCGAUGUUCGCCGUGCCUGAACCGGACUACACCCAGCUGAAAUCCUGCACGCUAGAUGAUCUUCAGAAGUGGCAGCUUUUAGUUCAGCGUUUUUGGAAGCAUUGGGCCACUGAGUAUCUACAAGAAAUGCAAAAAAGUUAUGCAAGUGGUGGCAGCAACAACAGCAACAUACUUCCCGGCUGGUUAGUGAUCCUCAUGGACGAAUCGUUACCCACCACUCGUUGGCCUCUCGCGCGUAUCGUUGAAAUCCAUCCCGGUGAAGACAAGAUAGUACGCGUCGUUACGCUCAAGACAGCUAAGGGAAUAAUUACGCGACCGAUCACGAAAAUAUGCGUUUUACCGCUCAGCACUGAUAGCGAAAACCCCGUGUAA